Molecule: messenger RNA, 441 nt
Organism: Sphenostylis stenocarpa
Lineage: Eukaryota; Viridiplantae; Streptophyta; Magnoliopsida; Fabales; Fabaceae
Source: the annotation of a GenBank genome assembly
AUGGUCUUUAAGACCAAGCGAGAGCACCAAUGGCCUGGACGAGCCAGACAAACUGCAAAUCAAGAAUUGGAUGACAUGGGCAAGCAUACCUCGUCCCGUUUGCCAAAUAUCACAGAAACGUUAAAUGUUGGAUUAAUUGACACCCCUUCUUCCUUUCUGGCACCUGGCAUACACUAUUGUCCCCAUGGUUCCUAUUUGAGUGGCAAUAACCUGAUAAGCAGACAGAAAAUUAAAACAUGGAAUGAAGAUUUGUUGGAGCUCUCCGUAUUCAUUGACAACGGCGCUGAUAGGUCACACUCACACUACUCAAAGCGUCUCACAGACUUUACCGUUAUCACAAAGUGCUUCUUUCGACGAAUCGGUUUCGAGGGAGAAGAAGAUGUGAUCGCCGCCGGUAAUCCCGACGCUAAGGAGAGGCGAGGAUUUUGUCGUUCGCGUUGA